This is a messenger RNA of Darwinula stevensoni, 453 nucleotides long. The record is from the annotation of a GenBank genome assembly. Lineage: Eukaryota; Metazoa; Arthropoda; Ostracoda; Podocopida; Darwinulidae.
AUCAAAGUGAUAUAUGCCUACGGAGAAGCAGAUCCAGAUGGAGAGGAUCCAUAUUAUCACGGAAUCGACAACAGGGGAACGAAAUCCUUGUAUCUACUCGACCCUCCACUAGGUGAGAUCCCGGACGAUCCUUCGAUCAAGGAAUGGAUUGUGAGCAGGGAAAUGGUUAUUCCGGAAGUAGAUACGACUUAUUGGUGCUCCAUCCAGAAGACACCCGUAGUGGACGUCACAAACCACAUCAUCGGCUACAAGCCAUACGUGAAGCCAGGGAAUGAGAAGCACGUGCAUCACCUGCUCCUUUACGCCUGCAACAUCCCUGAUGAGCUGGUGGACGUGUUCAACUCGUGGGCGGAGCAUGACGGGGUCCUGUGCUACGGUCCCGAUCACCCUCAGGAAUGGUAUCUGUGUCGAAGCAUACUCAUUGCAUGGGCUGUGGGUGGUGAGGUACGAUGA